AGUGUUAUUUCUAUAGCUCUAGUGGAAGUAUGAGGCUUAUCAUAUUAAAAGUACUGUUCUGUUCUCCAAGUGAAGCUGAGGAGCGUUGAUAUUCUGUCAUGCCAUUCUAUGUCCGUGGCUGCUUUCAAGCCACAGAUCAAGUUAGCACAUUACAAAUAUAGAACAUUAGCAAAUCUGGAAAGCAACGUUAGCAUCCUGGCAAGUUUAAACAAAUAGAAAUAUUGAACUGACUGACAGCUAUGUUUCGGUAAACAACCGCAGAGUUUUCCAACAUACUUACUGCAUAGGUGCAUUGAGGAGCUGUGCACAAAAGUGAUCCUUAGGUGCAGAUAAUCUUAAUGCCAGCAUUAUGGGACAUCAGGUGAUAAUAUUUGACUUUUCAGCCAUAAGAGGUUUAUGGGAGAUUCGAGUGAAGAAGCACAAAGAAAAACAGAAACAGGAAAAAGAACGAAUAGCUCACAGCGCAUUAGAGAAGAUAAGGCAAGAAUGGGAUAUUAUGCUAGACUGCAAAAGAAAAGGCAUUCCACAGGCUGCAUAUUUGAAUAAUGGUUUCAUAGAUACUAACAGCAUCUUAGAUAAACUUGAAAAGAACUCACCACUGAUUAAGAAGAUUGCCUUGCUGAAUGACAAGGAAAGAAGCAAAUUUAUUUUUCAACUUUCAGGUGAACACUGGACAGAGUUACCUGAUUGGCUGAAAGAGAAAACAUACCUAAAAGAAUGGCACGUAAACAAUACUAAGAUCUCAAGCAUUCCAAGUUACAUUGCCUUAUUUCAGGAACUGAAAAUUCUCGAAUUAUCCAGUAACCAGAUUACAGAUCUUCCCGUUGAAAUUGGUUGUUUAAAAAACCUAAAAGAGCUGAAUGUAAGUUUUAACCGUUUGAAGACUAUCCCUCCAGAACUUGGAAACUGUGAGAAUCUUGAAAAACUGGAUUUGUCUGGAAAUUUAGAACUAAUGGAGCUUCCAUUUGAACUAAGCAAUUUGAAACAAGUGAGCUUUGUAGAUGUAUCAACAAACAAAUUCUUUUCAAUCCCAAUAUGUGUACUCCGGAUGUCAAAUCUGCAGUGGCUUGAUAUAAGUAACAACGGUCUGAGAGAUCUCCCACAAGACAUAGACAGGCUAGAGAAGUUACAAACUCUUCUUCUGCAGAAAAACAAGCUGACCUACCUUCCACAAGCUUUGGUCAACUUGCCAAAACUCAGUUUAUUGGUUGUGAGUAGUGAAGAUUUGGUUCAGAUGCCCACAGCCAUCUGUAACUCUUCCACCGGCUUAAAAUUUAUAAGCCUGAAGGAUAACCCUCUUGAAACAACCUCAUUUCAGGGGAUUGAAGAAAUAACAGAAAGUGACCGCGAUCGUGAACUGUUUGAAAAAGAAUUUAUGAAAGCCUACAUUAUGGAUAUACAAGAGAGAGAGAUUGUUCCUUGCUAUACCACAAAAGUAUCGCUUAGCAUCCAAAUAUGAACAGUGGAAUUUCUAUAAACAGGAACUCUUUAUAAAGACUUACUUCUGCCAGAUGAAUUAAAAACCAUCCUCAGCGUACAAUAGCAACAAAAGCUCUUUUUAAGAAGAAAAGAAUAAACUAUCAAUAAUAACAGAAGUUGACGCAUAAUGGAAGAUUCAAAUGACUGGGGUAGGCAUAUGAUAGUUGCAAUCAUACAUAACCAUGACUGCAUUCACUUUGCAAAAUGUUUCUGUUAUGAGAAAAAGGAUGUGAUUAUACUUAUAUGAAAAAAGUAGAAAGAUUUAGGUUAUAAGGCAUGUAUUGUAAUGGUUUUUUUUUUCCAGAUGAAACAAUAAACAUUCUGAUUCUUUCCUAUCCCAUUGUCAGGGAUAGUUAUUUGAGUCCUGUGAUCCACUGCAGAAUGAUCAGACUCAAGGUGUAAUUAACUGUGCUAUUCUAUGAAUGUUUACUCAGUUUCUACUCUGCACAGUUCACUGCCAGGAAAGUAAAUCUAUUCCCUGGAUUCAUUACAUCUACCGUAGAUUCUAUCUUUCAACUUGGAGUUCAAAAUGGUUGCAGGGAUGGGCAAUUGGAUCUAUACUACCUUCAGAGGUGGGUUCUAAAUUUUUUUACUACCAGUUCUGUGGGUGUCGCUUAUUUUGUGGGUGUGGCUUGAUGGUCAUGUGACAAUUCUUUAGGAUUUAGCAGAGGUACUGGUCUACCAGGCUUUUAACUGCUUGCAGAGCUGUACGGGUCUACUCAUUUGUUUUUGGAGGCACUGGUCUACUCAUUUAUUUUUGCAGGCAGUGGUCUACCCAUUUAUUUUUGCAGGCAUCGGUCUACUCAUUUGUUUUCUUUUAACACUGAUCAGCUGUAGGGCAGCCCUUUGAAGCCCCACAGCAAAAGUUUAAACAGUUUUUUUUCCCUCUAGUCCCUCCUGGGACUCAGGAGGCAGCAAUAGAUUGGGGGUGAGACCAAAUAAAAGGUAAGAAUAAUGUAGGGGGGGAGCGGGUGGGCCAGAACCGGUUCAGUGACAUCAUAUCGUCACUGCUACCGGCUUGGCCGAAACGGGAGGAACCCACCACUGACUACCUGGUGAGACAGAUCCAUCUGACACAUAGUGAUUAGCCCUAAAGUCACCCACUGAUCUUCAUGGAAUGUAGACCUCAAUCUAGAUCACCCUAUUUGCAGUUCAACAACUUAAUUACAUUGUUAGAUGGGAGGAAUAUUUGCAAAUAAAUAUAUUUUACAGACUUUAUUUUUCAGGUUGUUGUUUUUUUAAUACAUAUUUUACAGUGGUUGGCCAGGAAUUGUUUAGGUAGCCUGAGAGGAUAUGCAUGAACUUGAUGAGCAAUACUGCAGUUAUAGUUCUGAAACCUUAUGUUGUCCCUUUUCUUAAAAUACAUUAACCUCCUGCGUUUUUUUGAAUGGUAGCCUCAGACAAAGCUACUGCUUACACUCUGAGUUGUGGAAUGGCACAUAAGAAAAAAAAUUGAAAUGAUUGCUUAUAGUUAACCUGUUUAUUAUGUUCCUCUGAAGCUUCUUUUCCCAUUGCAUCCAUCCUUAGACUUGAAAUAAUUGCUAGUAAUAAAUUGCCAUACCGAACCAAUUAUGGUGGCUCUUCCCCCCCCUUUUUAAAAAGUUUGCACUUUCAAGGGGGGCAACCAGACUUUAAUUCAGAGCUGAAUGGCCACAAAAUGAUAGUCACAGCAGAGACACAGGAAACCACUUCGCUGCCACCCAGUGGCUGUCUGGAUUUUUGCAGAUGUGGUUUUUGCAGAUGUGGUAGUUCUAUUCAUUAUUCUCCCUUUCAUAUAUAAUAAUAUUUUAAACUCCAGAGAUUUUAAGACAACCCUUUACAGUAGGCAUGGGGGCACGGUUAAAGAUGAUGAGCUUGUUAGCUGGAAGGCUGACAGAUCCGAGUUCGAGAUCCGAGUGCUGUGUGAUUGGUUGAGCUCCGGUUACUUGCCUCAGCUCCUGCUCACCCAGCAGUUUGGAAACACACAAAUGUGGGUAGACAAAUAGGUACACAAAUAGGUACCACUUCAAAUAGGUACACAAAUAGGUACCACUUCAAUGGGAAGGUUAACAGCGUUCUGUGUGCUUUGGCAUACAGUCAUGCUGGCCACAUGACCAUGGAAAUUGUUUUUGGACAACGCUGGCUCCCUUGGCUAAGAAAUGAGAGGAACAUCACCUCUUGGAGUCAAAAAUGACUGGACAGGGGAAAUUUUUACGUUUACUUUCAUGAUAGUCAUUGCCAUGAUAUCUGUGAGUUAAAAUAAAGCUCCUAUGCAAAGCAACACCAAGAUGGAUUUGCAAAGAAUGUAUGGUUUCUGCUUUAAUUUCAUGCAAGCAAACACAUUUGCUUCAUGUAAAACUAUUGCCCAGUUUGCUUAGGAAAUUUCAGCCAGUCAGUCUGCUAUUUGGAGGUGGGUUUUUUUGAACAUAUUCUAAGAAGUUACAUGAAAACAAAGAAAUUAAAUUAAAUUUUCUAGUAAUCAGUAAAAGACCCUGAGCUUUUUACCUACAUAGUAAAUUUUUCUAUUUGUCAUUGUUAAUAAAGUUUGCCUAUGAAGAUAUUAAUAAAUACAGAGCUGAGCUACAUAAAAUGAAAACAUCGGCAAUCUUUAGGAUGGUAAGAAUUUGUCUUGAUAGGCACCAUAAAACUUUAGACAUAUAAAAAGAGCUUGACACAUUUCAGCUGUUCAAAGCUAGACAAAUAUUUAAGAACUAAGCACUUUCAUUAAUAUUUGUAACAUUAUUUGUUGGUUAUUAAAUGUUUUGAUCUUGUGCAUAAGACAUAAUUGUGUUUAUUUUUGUUUGAAAAAUUUACUUGUUUUGUAGUAUGUCAUUUUGUUGGUUUAGUGCACAUUAAACUUGUAAAAUAAUUUUGUUUUGCAUAAUCCCUUUUUCCAUUCAAUAAAUACUCUAUAUUGAUAAUCCAAUUAA
Pantherophis guttatus is the source of this 4388-nucleotide messenger RNA. RefSeq names its product leucine rich repeat containing 2 (gene LRRC2). Gene Ontology annotation, cellular component: cytoplasm. NCBI's taxonomy places the organism in Eukaryota, Metazoa, Chordata, Lepidosauria, Squamata, Colubridae. Gene Ontology annotation, molecular function: protein binding. The record is from RefSeq and is a predicted model, not a curated record.